CGCACACCUUAACCUCGUCCUUCACCCUCGACGAUGACGAGGGCUCUGUUACUCUUACCGUUGCUUUCGGUCGGCAUCCAUGCCGUACCGACUGUUCCAGGCGAAGUACAAACCGUCUUGAGUGACCUAGCCGCUUACUCCAACCUGGCUGCAAGCGUGUUUGGCAGUGUCGCAGACGGUAUCGAGCACCUUGUCCACGACGCUCUCGAUGGCGCCAAGGAUUUCCUUGGAAAGGAGAAAGUCGGCAUCUACGAAUGGGCCUAUGGCGCGGGAGGACAGUUCGUUCACCAGGAUGGCAUGACCUAUGAGCUUGUUGCCCACCCUGCUUUCGCGGAGCAUUCUUUGCGGUUCACUGAGCCUGACAUUUGCGACUCGACGGUGAAGCAGUACUCUGGGUACUUGGAUAUCACCGAUGGAAAGCAUCUAUUCUUCUGGUUCUUCGAGGCCCGUAAUAACCCGGGCGAGGGGCCUCUGAUUCUUUGGUUGAACGGCGGUCCAGGAUGCAGCUCCUCCACAGGGCUGCUUUUCGAGUUGGGUCCUUGCAACAUCGCUGACGAGGGCAAGAACACCACCUACAACGAGUUUGGGUGGAAUACUCACGCCAACAUUAUCUUCCUUGACCAACCUAUCAACGUCGGAUACUCGUAUAGUGACGACGGUUCGACGGUGAACACCAGCCCGGUCGCCGGCAAGGACGUGUAUGCGUUCCUUGAACUCUUCCUUGCUCGUUUCCCGAAGUACGCCUCCCUGCCCUUCCACAUCGCCGCGGAGUCGUACGGGGGCACGUAUGCGCCCAAUAUUGCGAGCGUCAUCCACCAGGCCAACAAGGCGCUUGCUACCAUGGGCACUCGCUCGCCGGUUCCUGGGGAUAUCCGAAUCAACCUCGCUUCCGUCAUCCUUGCUAAUGGGUUGACCAACCCCCUGAUACAGAUGGCCAGUGUUCCGGAUUAUGCCUGCGAGGGCCCUUUCGCCAUCUUCGAGCCUGACGGGCCCCAGUGCCAAAGCCUACGCAGCAAAGUUCCCACCUGCGAACGAUUGAUCCAGUCCUGCUAUGAUUACAAUUCGCGAUUCACCUGUGUACCCGCGGCGCUGUACUGCUGGAGUCAGUUGUUCGGACCCCUGCAACAGACUGGUCUGAAUCUCUACGACGUACGCAAAAAAUGCGAUAAGUCGAAGGAUGGUGAUCUCUGCUAUAAGGAGAUGACCUGGAUUGACACUUGGAUGAAUACCGAUGCAAAUAAACGUGCACUGGGCGUGAACCCCGACCUCAAGUUCCAGUCUUGCAAUAUGGAAGUCAAUCAAGCGUUCAUGUUCCAGGGCGAUGGGAUGCAUAACAGCGCUGACCUCCUCCCCGAACUCGUAAACGAUGGCAUUCGUCUCCUUGUGUAUGCUGGCAAUGCAGACGCCAUGUGCAAUUUCAUGGGUAAUGAACGCUGGGUGUCACAGCUCGACACGGAAUUUCAUGAAGAGUUCUUGGGUGCGCAAUCCCUUCCCUGGGUCACCGAGAAGUCUGGUCAGCUGGCGGGAGCUGUCCGCAGUGCCGGAGGCAAAGGAUACACAGCUGGAAAUGUGACUUUCCUAAACGUGUAUGAUGCCGGCCACAUGGUCCCUUACGAUCAGAGUGAAGCCGCUUUGGACAUGAUCACUCGCUGGUUGAAGGACGUCCCACUCUCACUUUGAGUGAAGCCAAGUUAUACUGUGUCAAUGUAGAUGAUCUGUACAGUCGCAUGAAUAUGUGAUGCGACCUUAAUUGAAUCGGCAUGGAGAUCGGGAAAAAAAGAUACGGCCCGAUUAUUCAGUCGCCUAUCCGCGACUUGUUAUGGUGCUCAGAUGUAACAAGCAUAACGAGGAGAGUUUUCUUCCCAACCGACGCAAUGCCAGCAAUCGAGUAUGUGAUCGGGGUCGUAUGUCUUCUUGAUUUCCAAUAGUUUCUCGUAGUUGGAGCCCCAGAAAGCCUUUUGCCAAUUGGGCUCAUGAACGUCCGCCUCGCUCACAUAGGCUGCAUCGGGUGUGAUGGCCCUUAGAGGCGCAAUGGCACGACUCACGGUAUCAUAUUUCUCCUUCUUUUCUGCCAGGGUCGAGUUAAAAUUGAAGUCGGCCGUGACCACGGUAUGGUACAGGGACGUCCUCCAUGCUGGGUGAACGCUCGUAGCACCCUCUUCAUGGGCGAAGGAUGCAGGUGGGGUCGCGAGUAUGAACCCACCGGGGGCCGUACUGUAUGCCUCCAGAAGGGCGUUCAACAGUGUCUCACGCGAGGCGGCGGAUGCGAAGUUAUCGCGCGGUAUGAGUCGCGAAGCCACUGUUUGGGGAGCACCUGUCUCCGCUGGAUGAGGUGCAAGGAAUGCAGCGAACAAAUCGUGCCACUUGGGGAAUUCAAAUUGUUUGACGAACGCUUGCGGCACGUUCUCCUUCGCGAGCUUGUCACCGAAGCUGAGCACGGGUGCCAUUGCCUCCUUUGCGGCGUUCGCGUCGAGCUUGGGCGUCAGGUACAAGAGCAUGGAUUUAUAGAUGUAGCCCCCGUAUCCUUUCUCGGCCCACUGCACAGCGUUGUCGAGUGCAAUGGACCAUAAAUCCCGGGUGUAGGCAUCGGGUUGGGUUGUAUUGGAUGCCCAAGAAAGGAGUGUGACUUGCAGGUUUAGAACCGGUUGGACUUUCUGGGUAGCCUCCAUGACGACACCGAAUGUGCCACCUCCACCGCCCCUAAGAGCCCAGAAAAGAUCUUGAUUUUGACAGGCAUUCGCAGUCAGGUAUUCGCCGGUGGGGGUGACGAUCUUAAACUGGAGAGCGUUGUCUGCACCCAUUCCGUAGUUUAUUGACAGCGCUGAAUGGCCACCUCCCUGCAGCCACCCUCCAGAAGCCCCAACGGAAGCAUCCGUUCCCCCAACAAUCGUGACGUUGUGAGCAUCGGCGAAAGCGUACACUUCCUUCCACAAAACACCACCCCCGGAGGUGAUAGCUAUCGCUCCUUCGCCGCUGCACCCGUCUGCGACGAAGUCGGGGUGAAACAUCAGCGCCUUCAGUUUAUUAACGGAGAUUCCCAAUGACUCUGGUGCGGAACUCCGGCCCUUAUAGUCGUGUCCGGUAUUCCGAAUGGCAAUCGGUAAGUCCAGGGCCUUCGCGAAAGAGAACGCGUAUUGCACGUCUUCUGGCUUCUCAACAUCAACAUAAGCCCUAGAUAUGCUACCAUACUCGCAUCGGUAAGGAACGGCGGUCGCUUUGUCAUUUGAAGGGUUCGUCCAAUCUAGGAUGCACUGUUCGCCCGUCGCCUGACAUCCUUCCCAUUGGGUAUUGGACAAAGCACCCAGAGACGCAGCCCUGACAACUCCAUCGAGAUAGUUUUCCUUGACAAACUCGCACGCGGAAGAAUUCACGGUUUGCUGUAUUCCGUCGACUUCGGAGAAGCACGGGGCGGCCCACGGCUGUGUCGUGGUCAAGCGUCCUUCGACUUGGUCAUAGAGCAGCGACCAUUGCUCCGGGGUUACUGCUGAGAUGGGCGAACCGGACAAGGGCCCCUGGGCGAACGGGCCUACCGAGAAGGGAAACUGGGCCAAGGACAUUCGGUUGUGG
This is a messenger RNA of Punctularia strigosozonata HHB-11173 SS5, 3567 nucleotides long. RefSeq names its product serine carboxypeptidase. Gene Ontology annotation, biological process: proteolysis. Gene Ontology annotation, cellular component: fungal-type vacuole. The record is from RefSeq and is a predicted model, not a curated record. The coding region runs from base 34 to 1680 and encodes 548 amino acids. The transcript is spliced from 20 exons. Gene Ontology annotation, molecular function: serine-type carboxypeptidase activity. Lineage: Eukaryota; Fungi; Basidiomycota; Agaricomycetes; Corticiales; Punctulariaceae.